AUGCAGUCUCAAGCGACCGACCUUGAUAUUAUUGGAACGCAACGCAUUCUCGGCUCCGAGGGACACCUUACGCUCAACCCCCAACCGACCAACUCCCCCAACGAUCCUCUGAAUUGGUCGCCAUGGCGCAAAUACUGGCAUGCAUUCCUCGUACUCUUUAUCGUGGGUUUGACUGCUGCCACCAGUAACUCGGCCGGCAGUGCUUCAGAUGCGCUGCUGGCGAAAGGCAUCAGCGACAGCACUGAGAACACAGGUGCCGGUGUCUUAUUCGCCGGCAUCGGAUACACGACACUUCUUCUAUCCCCACUGCCCGCCUUGUAUGGCCGCCGCAGCACAUACCUCCUCUGCCUCCUUGCAUCGGUUGCUGGGAGUAUAUGGUUCGCCAAGACGUCGCGCUCUGCUGAUGCUAUUUGGAGCCAGCUCUUUGUCGGCGCCUCUGAGUCUUGUGCUGAGGCUGCUGCACAGCUGUCGCUCUCGGAGCUGUUCUUCAGUCAUCAACGCGGUAUGGUCCUGGGCCUCUAUAUCCUCGCCACCAGUGUUGGGACGUUUCUUGGUCCGCUGUUUGCUGGCCUUAUCACCGACAGUCAUCUUGGCUGGAGCUGGAUUGGGUGGCUUGCUGCCAUCAUCAGCGUGGUAACCUUUGUUGUCUUUCUUUUUGGCUUUGAGGAAACAAGCUUUUGUCGCAGAGCUGUUCUCGAAGGUAUUAGAUUAUCCAAUGCAAAUGAAGAGGCCCCCAAAAUGGAGAAAGCCAACUUUGGAAGCGAUAAUGCAUCGGAACGAGGUGAGCAGGUGAGCUCGUUACAGGAUGAACCCAAGACAUACUGGCAGCGGAUUGCGCUAGUGACGCCGUCGCCCACGCUCAUAGGCUUUGGCUUCAAGCAAUACUUCUCCUCGCUUCUUGGAACAUUCCGAGUCUUUACCUUCCCAGCUGUUCUGUAUGCUGGACUGCAAUGGGGGGCACAAGAUGCGUGGCUGACCUUUUACCUUACUGUCGAGGAGGAUAACUAUUACGAUGCCCCAUGGAACUACGGCGAUACAUCGGUGGCAUUGAUGAACAUACCUACUCUGAUUGGUGCUGUUAUUGGCUGCUUCUAUGGAGGUUGGUUCUCAGACAAAUUCGUUGAGUGGAUGGCACGGCGUCGAGGUGGCAUAAGCGAAGCUGAAGACCGACUAUGGUUGAUGUAUCCGGCAGCCAUAAUCAACCCUGUUGGUCUUAUUAUUUUCGGCAUUGGAUCUGAUAAGGGGUGGCUGUUUCCCAAGCUUUGGGCUGCUUACAUCGGUCUUGGCUUCAUAGGCUUCGGUUGGGGAUGCGCAGGAGAUAUUGGUAAGUGA
This is a messenger RNA of Fusarium musae, 1332 nucleotides long. RefSeq lists its product as uncharacterized. Bases 1 to 1332 code for a protein of 443 amino acids. Gene Ontology annotation, molecular function: transmembrane transporter activity. Gene Ontology annotation, biological process: transmembrane transport. The transcript has a single exon. The record is from RefSeq and is a predicted model, not a curated record. NCBI's taxonomy places the organism in Eukaryota, Fungi, Ascomycota, Sordariomycetes, Hypocreales, Nectriaceae.